Rana temporaria (common frog) is the source of this 1524-nucleotide messenger RNA. RefSeq lists its product as uncharacterized. The record is from RefSeq and is a predicted model, not a curated record. NCBI's taxonomy places the organism in Eukaryota, Metazoa, Chordata, Amphibia, Anura, Ranidae. Bases 420 to 1193 code for a protein of 257 amino acids. Gene Ontology annotation, cellular component: external side of plasma membrane. The transcript is spliced from 6 exons. Gene Ontology annotation, biological process: immune response; positive regulation of T cell proliferation; cellular response to lipopolysaccharide.
AGGUGAAUCAAUGACAGUUGCUGGACGGUCAGAGCGUGUGCAGUAGGCGAUCGGAGAUUGGUGAGCGGCUUCUGGAAUGUGGUCAUUAAUGGAUGAGUCAGGCAGGUGAGAUCACCGGAGACCUUCCAUCUCCUCACCUCUCUAUUACUUUCUAUCCAAUUAAAUUUCAAAGUGUUUGUCGACUUUUUAUGGAUCUGAGAUUCUGGCUGGAACCCGACAGACAGGUAGAUGUGAAUCUCUACAACCAGUUCUCUCCAUGGAGGGGGGAGGAGAACCGUCCAUGCGGAAGGAUCGAAGAGACGGAUCGAAGAGACCGAGUACAACGAAGGCUGGGAGAUCAGACUACAUAGCGACUGGCAGCUCCGGGAGGGAGGAUGUGGUGACGGCAAUCAGAUCCUGAAUCUGCAUCCCCCACCAAGAUGAGUCUCCUGGUGAUGUUGCUGUGGGUGGGAUGUACCAUCAUCCAGUCUGUGGGGGCCCCAGUGUCCACCUAUCUGUACGGCUCGGUCCAGCUGCCGUGCUCGUUCCCCUUUGUAAAAGAACCGGAGGGCCUGACGGUGGUUUGGCAAAAAGUAGAAUCUGAUGGAAGCAAAUUGCUGGUUUAUAAGCUCAUGUACGGCAAAGACCUCCUCAGUGACCAGGAUCCGCAGUUCAAAGGGCGCGUGGAACUCUCCAAAAAGUUCUCGCUGGGGAACCUGAACCUGACGCUGAGAACCGUGACCUUCCAGGACGAGGGGACGUAUCUCUGCAAGGCCGCCCAUGAGAAGGAUGACGGAGAAGUGUCGGUGGAGCUGGCUAUCAGUGGUUUAAAUGUAACGGACCCCGCCGUUAUCUUCACCUACAUAGGCGGGGAUCAGUACCUGCGCUGCCUGAGCUCCGGGGUGUUCCGGGACCUGCAGGUCAGCUGGUAUGAUCUCCAUAAAAUAGACUUAUCCCGCAACGCCACCAGAAGCGUCACAGAUCUCGGAGACGGGAGGAAGAUGGUGGAAUCUGUUCUGACGAUGGAAAUGAUGCCAAACGUUGCCUACUUCUGUCAGAUCCGGGAAGGGAGGCUGCAAAGAACCGUCCGCGCUGUGGUCUCAGAUGGAAAUACGCCAAUCGCUAUUAUUGAAAACUCCGCCACCUGGACCACAGCCUGGAAAAUUAUCCCGGUGCUCCUCACCUGCACCGCCAUCAGGAUCUGCAUUGUGUGAUCACCGGACAUUACAAUACUUCACAUUGUCCGCAGGAUUACAUUGUAUUGCCACUUUUGCCGCCAUAUUGGGAUAACACCUCCUUCGUAUUUGGUACAUGCCCCCAUACAUUUAAUGCUUGUAAAUAUCAUGUAGCAAGGAACACGCCAUUCUUAUAUUUAAUCAAAUAUUUGCUUAGCUUUAAGGACAGAUCUAGUCCACCAAGGUAGGCUCGUGCCAUCCCUGAAUCGCGUUUUGCAUGACGCAGUGACGUAUCCCAUAAAGGGCGGAGCUUGUAUGCUUACCCACGCCAGUCCAUGCUGGUGCAGGUGUUUUGAGGAGAAAUUCCCUC